Molecule: messenger RNA, 3117 nt
Organism: Naegleria fowleri
Lineage: Eukaryota; Heterolobosea; Eutetramitea; Acrasida; Naegleriidae
Exons: 1
Coding region: 1-3117 (1038 amino acids)
Cellular component (GO): nucleus
Molecular function (GO): ATP hydrolysis activity; ATP binding; ATP-dependent chromatin remodeler activity
Source: RefSeq, a predicted model, not a curated record
AUGAACAAGAGAAAACUCGAUCAACCACAAGGAUUUUUACAUGCCACGACAUCCUCUGAAUCAGAUCAUUCUGAAUUGGCCGACAAUUCUUCUCGAGGCCAUCUCGAAGUCAAUAACCACAAUAAUAAUCCCCAGCAUCAAGAAGACCUUGUCAACACAGACGAUCCAUUAUUAUUAGAAAUGGCCUCCAAGAAACGAAAACAACAAACAGAAGCAGCUUUUGACUUUUCGUAUGCUCUCGCUCAGGGUUCAAGUCAUUUAAAAGCACCAACAACAUCACACCUGGAAGAAAAUGAAAAUACCAUGGAUGGCCAUGAACCUUAUUGCCUCCAUCAAGACAACUCUGCCUAUGGCAGCAAUUGCAGCGACAAGGAGCUGAAUGACUUGGAUGAGACCUUUCUUUCCUCCAAACUCUCUCCACAACAACGUGAAAACUUGAGAACCAAGACAAAAGAUUUCGUGAGACAACAAAAGAUCAAUGAGCAGCAAUACGUGAUUCAUGCCUCUAAAUAUGUGAGUAGUAUUGCUGAGGUUAACAGAAUUGUCAACACUGGCGAAUGGUUCGACAGUGCAGAAAUAGAGAGAUCAGUCGUGGACGAGAAUUCAAAGCUGACUGAAGCUCAAAACCCUUCUACUGCAUUCUUAACCUAUUCUCAACAACAAAGACGUCAUACUUUCCCAUCCAACCUUUCACAUCAUGCAUUGAACCAGUCGUCACCACUCUCUUCACCCCUAACGAACGAGGAUUCUAUCAAUAACAAUCAUGCACCAGAAUUAGUUUUUCUUCCCAAAGUCUUGUGUUCCAUCAUUAAACCUCAUCAGCUUGAAGCUCUCCGAUUUUGCUGGAAUAGCGUUGUGUUGCCACCUGAUGACGACCUCAAGGGGUGUAUUCUGGGUCACUCUACUGGUCUUGGAAAAACUCUUACCAUUAUUGUUUUUUGCUACCUCUAUUUAAAGCAUCAUAAGGGAAAGAGAAUUCUCAUUGUUUGCCCAAGAUCAGUCAUUCAGAACUGGGAGCGUGAGAUUGCCUCCUGGAUGCACAACCUCAAACUAGACACAAUUCCAUGUUUUGUGUUGGAUCAUGGAAAAGAUCUGAGAAGUCACAGACUGGAAAAACUUGCAGAUUGGUCCAACAGGGGAGGAAUUCUCCUCAUGUGCUUUUCAUCAUUCUCUAGGUGGACAGAAUCACAACAAGCGGGAGGAGCCCACCCACAACAGCAAUUUUCAAACAAUGUUGGAUUUCAAGCACCUCUCCAUGAUUCACACAGUCAUAACAACAACGCAAGCAAAAUUGAAUUUGAGAAGCAAGUUGCAGAAUAUUUGCGAAAGUGUGAUUUGGCUGUACUUGAUGAAGGGCAUCGUAUGAAAAACCCGACCACAAACCUUUCACAUGCUCUCUACUCUAACAUUUUGACAAGAAAGAGGAUUGUGUUGACAGGAGUACCACCACAAUUCAACCUCAUGGAAUAUUUUACCAUUAUUGAUUGGGUAAGACCAGGUUACUGGUCCAUGAAGGAAUUCAAGCACUUGUUCUGUGAUCCAAUCAGUCUUUCUCUUCAGGACUUGUCUAAUGUGGAGAAUAGAGAGCAAAUGAGGAAACGGUUUUUCAUCCUUAUGCAAGAAUUGAGUUUAUUUGUUCAUAGAAAAGAUCAAUCCGUUCUGAAAUCAUAUCUUCCACCAAAGAAGGAAUAUGUAUUAUACUUUCAUCCAACUGACAUUCAAAGCAAACUGUAUAAUAGAUUUAUUGAGAGCAGAAGAAAGGAUUUGAAGCAAACAAACAUUGAGACAUCCUUUAAUGAAGAAAAACAAAAAAGGGAAAUAUACUUUAUGACAGUCAUGACUCAGAAAAUUCUCAACCAUCCAGACUUGAUAUUACAGUAUUGUCGUGACAAUAAGAAAUUGUUCGAGACGAAUAAUGCACUUGUAGGUGAAUCAAGCCAAAGAUCAUCCAUGAAAUUGUUUUUGGAGGAGAAUGCUGAUGAUAGUCAUGAAUUGAGUUAUAUACCUACUAGAUCGACAUGCAUCUCUGAAACAAUCGCAACAGAGGAAGACACAAGUCUCGCUCCAUCUGUCAGUAAUACCAUGUUUAACAUGUUGGAAGAAGCUGAACGCUUCAAAGACACCAGAGAAAACAUGGAAUGGGCAAAACCUGUCUUGGAGAAAUCUUACUACAUGAACAUGAUUGAUAACUCUCCCAAGAUGUUGUGCCUGAUCAGAAUGAUUGAACAAUGCUUUUUGAAUUUUGAAAAACUUUUAGUAUUCAGUCAAUACCAAGAAACAUUGGACGCUAUCGAGAGAAUUAUUACCAACGUUAACAUUACAACUGGCCUUCCAUUGGAAGAUGAGUCGCAACCUCUAAAACGGAAAUUGAAGCGAAAUGUUGACUUUUACAGAUUAGACGAUUCCAUGUCUGUCUCUCUGGGUCAAAGUGUUGUCGAUUCGUUUAACUCUUCUUCUGAUGCUCCUUUACUGUUGAUUAGCACAAAAGUUGGAGCUCUUGGCAUUGAUUUAUCAUCGAGUCAAAAGAUUGUGUUAUUUGAUGUUUGCUGGGAUAACACAUGGGAUAAUCAUGCAGUAUUUAGAUCUUUUAGAUAUGGACAAACAAAGCCUGUGAGCAUUUAUAGAUUCGUCAUGGACAAUACUAUUGAGAGCAAAAUUUUUCAGAGAGUCUCAUCCAGAACAACCAUGUUCAAGAAUAUGAAAGAGGAGAAGAAGAACUUUGUGGAUAAGGAAGAUUUCUCAGAGUAUCUCCAAUCAGAAAACACCAUAACUCCAUCAGCAAGCACUACUUUCCAAUGUGAUGCUUAUCUUGAAAAAGUAAUGACAAGUGAACCACGUCUUAAAAAGUAUGUGCAGGCAAUUAAUGAAUAUGAAUCAUUGUAUAUUGAAUUGCCGGAUGAGUUGUCAUCUCAAGAUCAAACUGCCUCAAAACAGAAAUACGACCAAGAUUUUUCAGAUUUUACAUCAUCUGAGGCGCGAAAAUCAUCCAACUGUUCCACUUCCUCCUACGAGGAAAGCAACCAAAGCGGUAGCACAAGCACUGAAAGUUAUAAUGAGGAGGAUGAAACAGAAGAUGACUAUGAAGAUUUUGAUGAAGAUGAUGAACAGCUACAAUAA